Messenger RNA from Saxophila tyrrhenica, 2055 nucleotides. It is a transcript of the gene CLF1, whose product is annotated as NineTeen Complex (NTC) component. Bases 1 to 2055 code for a protein of 684 amino acids. Gene Ontology annotation, molecular function: protein binding. The record is from RefSeq and is a predicted model, not a curated record. Lineage: Eukaryota; Fungi; Ascomycota; Dothideomycetes; Mycosphaerellales; Extremaceae. Gene Ontology annotation, cellular component: precatalytic spliceosome; Prp19 complex; U2-type catalytic step 2 spliceosome. The transcript has a single exon. Gene Ontology annotation, biological process: spliceosomal complex assembly; mRNA splicing, via spliceosome.
AUGGAGUCCUCUCGCGGCCCUCCCCGGGUCAAGAACAAGGCCCCCGCACCCCAGCAGAUCUCCGCCGAACAGCUCCUCCGCGAAGCUGUCGACCGCCAGGAACCCUCCCUCACAGCACCCACCCAGCGCUUUGCUGAUCUCGAAGAACUCCAUGAAUUCCAAGGCCGAAAACGCAAGGAGUUCGAAGACUAUGUCCGCCGCAACAGGCUUAACAUGGGUAACUGGCUCCGGUAUGCCGCCUGGGAGCUCGAACAGAAAGAGUACCGACGCGCGAGGAGUGUGUUCGAACGUGCGCUGGACUGUGAACCGACGAACGUGCAGCUAUGGGUGCGUUAUGUGGAGGCUGAGAUGAAGGAGAGGAAUAUCAAUCAUGCGCGGAACCUGCUGGAUCGGGCUGUCACGAUUCUACCGCGGAUCGACAAGCUGUGGUAUAAGUAUGUUUAUAUGGAGGAGAUGCUCGGGAACAUUACCGGAACGAGGGCGGUGUUUGAGCGGUGGAUGAGCUGGGAGCCGGAUGAGGCGGCGUGGGGCGCAUACAUCAAGCUGGAAAAGCGGUAUGGCGAGUUUGAGCGUGCGAGAGGGAUCUACGAGCGCUACACGGUCGUCCAUCCAGAGGCAAGAAACUGGAUCAAGUGGGCAAGAUUUGAGGAGGAAAAUGGGACGAGUGAUUUGGUCAGAGACGUCUUUGGCAUGGCAAUUGAGACGCUGGGAGACGAAUUCAUGGACGAGAAGCUUUUCAUUGCGUACGCGCGAUUUGAGUCGAAGUUGAAAGAAUAUGAACGAGCGAGAGCGAUCUACAAGUAUGCGCUUGAUCGCAUGCCUCGGAGCAAGUCGGCUGUCUUGCACAAAAACUACACCACCUUCGAGAAGCAGUAUGGCGACAGGGAGGGCGUGGAAGACGUCGUCAUAAGCAAGCGCCGGGUGAUGUACGAGGAGCAGGUCAAGAAUAACCCAAAAUCCUACGACUCCUGGAUUGAUUACGCGCGACUCGAAGAAAGUGGCGGCGACCCUGCACGGGUACGAGAUGUCUACGAACGUGCCAUCGCUCAGCUUCCGCCAUCACAAGAGAAGCGGCAUUGGCGACGGUACAUCUACCUCUGGAUCUUCUACGCACUGUAUGAAGAGUUCAACCAGCCGGCCGACGAGCGCGCAGCACAGAUCUACAGCGAAGCGCUCAAACUCGUACCGCACAAGAAGUUCACGUUCGCAAAGCUAUGGAUCCUGAAGGCACAGUACGAAGUCCGCCACAAUCUGCUCGAUCAAGCGCGAAAAACAAUGGGCACAGCAAUCGGCCUGUGUCCCAAGAACAGGCUCUUCCGUGCUUACAUCGACAUUGAGCUCAAGCUCUUUGAAUUCGUACGGUGCCGCACACUUUACUCGAAAUGGAUCGAAUGGGACUCCUCGAAUUGCAGUGCUUGGAUUAAAUUCGCGGAGCUGGAGCGAGGUCUGGACGACCUGGAGCGUGCAAGAGCCAUCUUCGAACUCGCGGUGGAUCAGCCGGUGCUGGAUAUGCCAGAGCUGCUGUGGAAGGGCUACAUCGACUUCGAAGAGGAAGAGGGCGAGUUUGAGCGCUGCAGGUCCCUCUACGAACGCCUGCUGCAGAAGACCGAGCACGUCAAGGUCUGGAUCUCAUACGCGCACUUCGAGAUCAACGUGCCAGAUUCAGACAUCGAAGACGAAACUGAAGAGGAAACAGCGCGUCCAAUCUCUGAAGAAGCCAAGUCCCGCGCUCGCGCCGUCUUCCAGCGCGCGCACAAGCUGUACAAGGACAAGGCGAUGAAGGACGAGCGAGUCGCACUACUCCAGGCCUGGAAGAGUUUCGAGGACACGCAUGGGAGCGAAGAAGACCAGGAGAAGUUGGCUAAACAGAUGCCGAGGCGGGUCAAGAAGAGGAGGAGGUUGGACGACGAGAGCUUUGAGGAGUUUAUGGAUUAUGUGUUCCCGGCGGAUGAGGAGGAGGGUAGUAAGAAGAUGUCGAAGCUUAUGGAGGCGGCGGCGAGGUGGAAAAGAGAGCAGGAGGCUAACGGUGGAGGUGCUGCGACGGGGGAGACGUGA